Messenger RNA from Lucilia sericata (common green bottle fly), 1066 nucleotides. Its product is annotated as farnesol dehydrogenase-like. Lineage: Eukaryota; Metazoa; Arthropoda; Insecta; Diptera; Calliphoridae. The coding region runs from base 121 to 879 and encodes 252 amino acids. The transcript is spliced from 3 exons. The record is from RefSeq and is a predicted model, not a curated record.
GUUCUGAAAUUAUCACAACAUAAACAUUAAAAUGUACGGAUUUAAAUUUUAAUAAAAAUUGUGUCACUCUUUAUAAAUAACAUAAUAAAUUGUUCUAAAAAAACACAAAUCCCAUUUAGAAUGGAAAAGUGGCAUAAUAAAGUAGCCGUAGUGACGGGAGCUAGUGCCGGUAUAGGAGAGGCCUGUUGUAAAGCACUCAUUGAGCACAACAUGAUUGUUGUGGGUCUGGACUUAUGCCAAGAAGGUAUAGAAAAAUUACGUGAUUUUUGGACGGGUGAUGAAGAAAAACAACAACGUUUUCAUGCUCACAAAUGUGAUGUACGCAAUGAAGACGAAGUAGUUGAGACAUUUAAAAAGAUCGUUCAAGAACAUGGUGCCAUAGCGGUGCUAAUAAAUAAUGCUGGUAUUAUACGUGAUACCGAGCUGGUGAGAGAAAAUAAUUCACAAGAUAUACGUGAUACCAUCGAAACAAAUGUCAUGGGUGUGAUCUAUUGUACUAGAGAGGCCUUCAAGACAAUGUCACAGCAUAACAAUAGUCAGGGUCAUGUGAUUAUUAUAAAUAGCAUAGGCGGCCAUAAGGUAGAACAUUUCAGUGGCAUGUCUACAAAUAUGUAUCAAGCUUCGAAACAUGCCCUUACAGCCAUGACUGAAGUCUAUCGGAAUGAGUUUUUAAUGCAUAAUACAAAAAUUAAAAUAACCAGCAUUAGUCCGGGUUUAGUGCGUACAGAAAUUUUCCCCAAAAGAGCCUGGGAACUACUGAAAAAUUCAAAUUUUCUAGAGUCCUCCGAUGUAGCAGAUGCUGUAGUUUAUUGUCUACAAACUCCUUCUCAUGUUCAGGUCCAUGAACUUAUAAUUAAACCUUUAGGCGAAAGGUUAUAAGUGUUUUAAAAUAUAAUAAUUUAAAAGCAAAUUCUCAAAAUUUCACUUAACUGAAAUUAAAUUAUACACAAAUUGUGAAACUUACCAUUAAUUGUAAAAUAAAUAAAAGACUAAACCUAAGGUCCCACAGUCGUGUAGGACCUUUUUGUGGGCUCCACAUCCUGGAGCUGUAUCGUAUGAUGAUAAA